Molecule: messenger RNA, 3519 nt
Organism: Aspergillus tanneri
Lineage: Eukaryota; Fungi; Ascomycota; Eurotiomycetes; Eurotiales; Aspergillaceae
Product: putative serine/threonine protein kinase (Kin4)
Exons: 2
Coding region: 1-3519 (1172 amino acids)
Biological process (GO): protein phosphorylation; intracellular signal transduction; microtubule cytoskeleton organization
Cellular component (GO): cytoplasm
Molecular function (GO): protein serine/threonine kinase activity; ATP binding; tau-protein kinase activity
Source: RefSeq, a predicted model, not a curated record
AUGUCUACUGGUAUCCAAGCCGUCCCUCAGUACACUCCCGCCACUUUUAUCCUACCUACCCAUCGAGAACCCGUAUCGCCUUCGCAGCUCAGCCAUGCGCAUCAAAACUCCGAACGAUCGUCUGGGUCGACGCAGCGACUGCAACCAUCAACCGACCCACACGGCGCCACUCUGAGCAAUUCACUAAGUCUUCAACAGCCAUCUUCUGUCCCGGUCCCGACAGCUUCUUCGGCUAUGAGCGACCUCCAAUCGCAGUCGCUGCCACGCACCACCCAUGCAUCUCCAGCCUUCACCUCAGCGGUGCCUUCGUCGGCCCAAAGCGGGAACAGAUCGCCCAUGUAUCCUGACCUUCUAGGUGAACCGCCCGUCCCACCGCCAAGAACUUCUUCGACCCAUCGAAGCCAUCGCGGUUCGACCGAGAAAGUAUCAAAUUCCCGCCAUGGAAAGAAUAGGAGCGAUGAACGAAGCGCUAACCACCGUGAGAGGAGAGGUGACGACUCCCGUACGCGCCGGCAAGCUGUGAAACCGUCCGACGACCCGCCAACAGGAGUGGAUGGGGCAAGUGCCCGGGAUCAGGCUGCUUCAUCUUUCGACGCACCCUCGCACUCGGGGGAACGCAUGGAGGCGUUUCCUGGGCAGGGGACCCUAGUUAAGGAGUCGAGUACCGUGAUCAACCAAGUGUUAGUGAGUGACCCUUCGGUAGAUAUCGAGCGGGAACAAGUCCGACAGGCAGGCACGUCGGUAUCACCUCCAGUCGAGAGCAUGCCUUCGUCAGGGCUUGGUCUGGUUGGCAGUGACGGUGUGGAUGAUGGAGGUCGCGGCGGGCUGCGGAGCCGACAUGACUACACCGAAAAUACCGUCAAGCGCAAAGAAACAACUUUUGGUCAGUAUAUUCUGGGACAAACGCUCGGGGAGGGUGAAUUUGGGAAGGUCAAAUUAGGGUGGAAACGAGACGGCAGCAUUCAAGUCGCUAUCAAACUCAUCCGGAGAGAGACCCUGGGAUCGAAUCCUAGCCGGUUACCCAAGAUCUAUCGGGAGAUCUCAAUCUUGCGAGAUCUUUCUCAUCCGAACAUUGUUCGGCUACAUGAAAUGGUGGAGACGGACCGGCACAUUGGUAUAAUAAUGGAAUACGCAUCUGGCGGUGAGCUCUUCGACCAUAUUUUGAAUAAUCGAUACCUUAAAGACAAUGCUGCCCGGCGACUAUUUGCACAACUUGUCUCCGGCGUCGGUUACCUCCACAGAAAAGGUAUCGUUCACCGCGACCUGAAGCUCGAAAACUUACUUUUGGACCGGAAUCGCAACAUCAUAAUCACCGAUUUCGGCUUUGCGAAUACGUUUGAUCCGUUGGAUGAAUUGAGUGAUGAGAUUGAAUACAACCUCACGAACAAGGAUUUUGUGAAAAGGAUGCGCCUUGACAAGACUAAUGCUAAGGGCUUACGUCCAGGCGACCUGAUGCAAACAAGUUGCGGCAGUCCAUGUUAUGCUGCCCCCGAGCUGGUAGUCAGCGAUUCGCUGUAUACAGGGCGAAAAGUUGAUGUCUGGAGCUGUGGCGUUAUUCUUUAUGCCAUGCUGGCCGGCUAUUUGCCCUUUGACGAUGAUCCAGCAAAUCCUGACGGCGACAACAUCAACCUGCUUUAUAAGUACAUCGUUACGACUCCGCUGACGUUUCCUGAAUAUGUCACUCCACAUGCGCGUGAUCUUCUGAGACGGAUAUUAGUGCCGGACCCGCGAAAAAGAGCGGAUCUUUUCGAGGUUGCACGGCACAGCUGGCUCAGCGAGUAUUCUCAUAUUGUGUCGCAUAUCACCAGUAGCACGACAAAGGUUACCAAUGUCGCAGCAAAGACGGUUCCCCUUGGUACCAGUCCCUUAAUGAGUGCCUCCGGCUUCAUUGCUGACCUAGUUUUUACAGAAACUCGCAAAGAAGCCCCAUCGCUUGCACGAAGUGCGUCGGUUAGAGAGCCUCCCAAAACCUCUUACCAAACUUCAAUCCCUUCACUGGGAGGACUUGUUCAUCAUUCCGGGGAUGUCUCUCAAGAACAAGCUACGGACAAGUCUAAGACCUCUCGGGACACUAAGAGGCGUACAGUUCAGGUUGAAUACGUUGCUCCUCAAUCUCAGACAACAAGAGGCGAAACGCCUGCCGAGCUUGACGCAACUAUCGCAAGCUCGUCAGGAGUCGUGGAAGCUCCCGCCACUAGGGCUAGGUCAAACAGCGUAUCUGAGAACAACAUGUUCGCGCAAGAGGCACCAGCAGUCUCAAACCUACAGACAGAAGAUUCCAAGGCAUCUGGGGCAGCACCACCAGUAGCACAUCUUCCUCGCUCGACUUCGGACACGACGGCGCUCACGGGGACAUCGGCUAUGCUUCCUCCCCAUGCCACCCGACCAGCCACUGGUGCCUCUAUGGCCUCGUUCAAAACCGGACGUUUGCCAUCACGGGGUUCUUACGGACAACCUGUAGCGCCGACUGUGGCGGCGACCAAUGCUCAAGGUCGGUUGGCGCAACCAAAGAGCAAGCAGUACGUGAUUUCGGCGCCUAUCCCUCAGGACCAUUCCCAACAGAACUCUCUGUCAAUUGGCCGUCCAAGUACUCAGCAGCUGCCGCCAAAAUUCAACACGACACCUCGUCAAGAAGCUCCCAAGGGUCACAAGAGGUCAAAUACUGUCUCUAGUAUAGGAGAGAAGUUGUUCGGACGGUCUGGCUCAAUUUUUGGUGGGCGUGGAAACCAGGCGGUUGGUUCGCGUCAGAAAAGCGGCAAGCGCUAUCCUCCCACCAGCAUGCGAGAUCCGUAUGCAGGAGACGAUGGUAGGGCGUCCGUGGAUUCGCGCCGCUCAAUCCAGUAUGGCUACAACCGGAAGAUGAGCGAGAUGGGUGGUGAGAGCAGGCCGCGUCGGUUCUCUCUUUUGCCGCCGUCCUUUUCCUUGAAAGGGUUUUCGUCGUCAAGUCGGUCGCAAACCCCAGACGAUGAGUCGCAAGCCGAUCGGUCUUCCGACAACCGGGUGCAGCCAAACUCAUCGGCGGGGGCAAUACGGCCUCGUGCACGUGCUACGAGUUACGGCACGCAAGACGCAAUAGGAAUAAUGCCAGACGGUGGUCCCGGAGACGAGGUCAUCAUGCAAGAUGACCCCGUCAAUUACCAGACUCACAUUGAUCAGCAGUUCGCAGUGCUUCAUGGCAACCACUCCGGUACCCAGCAACCGACAUCUUACAGCGCAUCGGCCGAGCAGGUGUAUCCGAACGACAACGACCACUACUACCGGAAUCAAUAUGCCAACCGUUCGGCACCUAACUACUACGAUGAGUACAGUGGUGCGUAUGAAAACCCCUCUCGCCAGUCGGUACAAGUUGGCCGGCCGGCAAGAGGAGCGGGUGUGCUGCAGAAGAAUCAUAGGAAAUUUGCAGAUGCCUACGAGUCCGAACGGGAUCUGUCACACCAUCCCGGCAGCUCUGGUGCUGCCAGAAAGGUUAUGGACUUUUUCCGUCGUCGGGCCAAAUCAAGGGCGGGAGAUGAUCGGUAG